This is a messenger RNA of Larimichthys crocea (large yellow croaker), 1253 nucleotides long. RefSeq names its product protein NLRC3-like. The record is from RefSeq and is a predicted model, not a curated record. Bases 51 to 1253 code for a protein of 400 amino acids. Lineage: Eukaryota; Metazoa; Chordata; Actinopteri; Sciaenidae. The transcript is spliced from 3 exons.
UUGUCUUCAACAACACGGCAAACUAAAUGAUCCGCCCAUGAAACAAAGCUAUGGCAGGCACUGCAGGAAAAAAACAGGUCGAUGAAGAAGUAGAAGGUAAUGAGUCGGUAUGGAAGGCAGGAGAGAAUGCUGAAGAUCCAAAGAUGAAGAGCUCAGAGGACAGAGAUCUUCCAAUGAAAGAACACAGUCUGUUAGAGGACAGGGGAGAUCCACACAAGAACACUAGAGAAAGAGACAAGAGAACGAAAAAGGGCAGAAAGACAAGAAAACUUUCUGGAUGUGGUGUUGGACCUGCAGAUAUGGAAGAGAAUCAGAUCAUUGAGAGUGUUAAACAGAAGCUUAAAGCCCAUCUGAGGGAAAAGUUCACUUGUAUAUAUGAAGGUACGUCAGCCAGUCAAUCUCGACUCGAGAACGUCUUCACAAGACUCUACAUCACUGAACAGACUCAGGAAUGUGGUUUGAAAACGCAUGAGAUUCUUGAGCACUUUAAACUCCCAGAUGAGAAGUCACCAUUUUCAAAGCUAGAAUAUGAAGAGAUCACCUGCCUGAAUAUCUUCAAACCACGAACAAACAUUCCCCAACAACAGUCUAAAAAAGACAGGUCCAUCAAAAGAGUGAUGACAAAAGGAAUUGCAGGCAUUGGAAAGACAGUCGCUGUCCAAAACUUCACCUUAAACUGGGCAGAGGGAAAAUCCAACCAGCACAUUGAUUUCAUCUUCGUGCUUCCUUUUAGAGAGCUGAACAUGCUCAAAGAGGGCGAGUACAAUCUGCUGCAACUUCUUCUUCACUUCUACCCUGAACUGAAGCUGCUAAAAGACAUACAGCAACUUGAUAGCAAGCAAGUGCUGUUCAUCUUUGAUGGUUUGGAUGAAAGUAGGUUUCCACUGGACUUUGAAGGGGGCAUGAUAGUGAGCGACAUAGUUCAGCCAUCGACAGUGGAUGUGUUGCUGACAAACCUCAUCAAAGGGAACCUGCUGCCUAACGCUCUGCUCUGGGUAACUUCCCGACCUGCAGCAGUCAGUCAGAUUCCUUCUAAAUAUGUUGACCAGAUGACAGAAGUGCAAGGCUUCACUGACCAACAGAGAGAAGAAUACUUCAAGAAGAAAUUCAGCAGUGUUAAUCAGGCAAAAGAAAUCAUAUCCCGUCUCAAGGGGAUGAUAAGCUUCUAUUUCAUGGGCCAUAUCCCAAUCUUUUGUUGGAUCACAGCUGAGGUAUUCAAGGAAGAAUGGAGUGACCAGAGAAGUCAACAAUGA